AAAUCCUCUGCGGAAAAAGGACCUCUCGGCUCGGGCGCGAUCAAAGCUACUUGCAGUGGGCGAGCGGCUUCGUGAAUCGGCCGACGAUCUUCCACCUGUCUCCAACUUUUAUCACUAGCGUGACAAAUUGCUUCGUGCCUCGCUGUUGCAUUUUGCACUCGAGACACUGCACUACCGCCUGAAUUGCCGAAACCAAUCGAGUGCCACACACACAUUUCGAUCAGCGUCGUUUCGCGACUAGAGCUACAACUGACUGCUUGGUGUUAGACCAUUGCCAGCCAGUUCUUUAGAUAUUCAUUUUGCUUCGUCGCGAGUCGUUCCUAAUUUGGAUCGCCAUUGUGCCAACCGAUUGAGAACGGAAAAGAUCGCAAAACUCAUCCGAUGAAGAACCCGCUAAGCCCCAUCGAGGAGAGCAAGACGGCCAUGUGCCUGUCUCCACAGGACAAGAUCAAGAGCGCCGCAGUACAGCGCAACAAGCGCUCGCAUGCUGGUGGUGUGCUGACCGGUGCCAGUGACUCUAAGAAGGCUCGUCUGGACGGCAUGUUCAAGAACGAGUUCGAACUCGACCUGGACGGAUGGAUCAGCGACGACUACGUGCGCGCAAUGGACUUUGAUGACCGGCUGAACCAGGAUAUUGACUGGGUGGCCCACGACGAGAUGGACCUGACGCUGAGCAUGGACGCUCUGGCGCAGGACCACACGACGAGCGACGACGUCAACGAUUUCGGCUUCGGCUCUUCGUUCCUGCGCGGCGGCUUGGCCUUCGAGGACUCGGCGGACAUGGCUUCGACCUUCGUUGACCCGGCCUACAUCCGUUUGGAGUCAAGCACCACCAAGGACGCCGAGAAGCUCCUCAUGAGCUUCGACACCAUGAACUUCAAGAUCCCGUCCCCGACAAGUACUUCGAGCAAGAAGCGCACCAGCCUCUUCUCGGACAAGGACACUGACGCGAAACAGGUUAGUGACAAGACGACAACAGGUACCUCUGCUAGUUCCCUUGCAGCCAAUUCGGCUGCUGCUGAGGAGCUGCGCAAGGAGCAGGCUCGUGUAUCUGCAGCAAACAGCUCGACGUCGGCGGACUCGCUUCUCAGCGUUCUUAACGUCGGAGCGUCGACAGCCAAGCCCAACUCGACGGAGAAGAAGAUUGGCUCGUACAGCCCGGCAGCGCGCAAACUGCGUCUUCAGAAGUUCCACGAAAAGCGCAAAAACCGCACGUGGAAGAAGAGCAUCAAGUACGAUUGCAGGAAGAAAUUGGCUGACGAUCGCCCGCGUAUCAAGGGCCGAUUUGUGCGUGUGCUGGAGAACAGCGGCGACGCAAAGACUGGCACGGCCGCUCGCAGUGCUUUACCACCGAGCUCGACGUCCGCUGGGUACGCGUCUCCUACGUCUCCUACCGGCGCGAUGGCUCCACCGGCCAUGACGCCGGCAGCCAAACCUCAGGUGUCGGCAGUGCCUCGAGUGACGGCAACAUGUGCAAAGCCGCAGACCCCCGCAACUACUUCAGUGGCCAAGCCCGCACCCGUACCAACAGCGCCGGCAACAAGUGCAGCAGCAUUACCGUUCGCGCGUAUGAUCGCGAGUGUGUGACGCAUUUGUGGAGUUGGGAGGGUCUGAUGUAUGACAAGCUUCGCAAUGGGGCGAGACUAAGUAUGAUAUGAUAGUGUAGACAAAAGCUGGUUUUGGCGCAAUGUGGCCGAAGCUAAAGACAUCGCGGACGAAAGGAAUAUAACACCAAUCGCAGAGGUGAAAACACACCUAAUGCAGCGCGGCAAUUGCCGCCUGCAGCACUGCCGGCCCGUGAAGCGGUCGACACAUGUACGAACCGCGAGCCUCUGUAUCCAUCCAGGCAGCAGGUUUGGGCAACAGCAGUGCAAAGCUCUCAAACAUGCGCUGGCGCGUGCACUUACAAGAGCACGCACAACCAUCAGAACGUGUGCUGCCCAUCGGAGUUCCAUUGGCCAGAGAGAGCCGCUCGGCGUAAAUUGCGUUGCCGAGCUGAGACCACCGGAAAUGCAAGACUUGCUGGGUACGGUAAAGAAGGAUGCUUGAAGCAUGCAAAGAAAACACUUUUCCGGCUCAUUUGCAAGUCGUGACGGAGCCCGACGCAAUGCACAACAAAGACACGCAAUGUCGCUUCGUAUUUAACAGAACAAAGCACUU
Molecule: messenger RNA, 2160 nt
Organism: Phytophthora nicotianae INRA-310
Lineage: Eukaryota; Oomycota; Peronosporomycetes; Peronosporales; Peronosporaceae
Exons: 2
Coding region: 382-1587 (401 amino acids)
Biological process (GO): regulation of flower development
Molecular function (GO): protein binding
Source: RefSeq, a predicted model, not a curated record